Molecule: messenger RNA, 6283 nt
Organism: Seriola aureovittata
Lineage: Eukaryota; Metazoa; Chordata; Actinopteri; Carangiformes; Carangidae
Gene: slc5a10
Product: solute carrier family 5 member 10
Exons: 18
Coding region: 3063-5165 (700 amino acids)
Biological process (GO): transmembrane transport
Cellular component (GO): plasma membrane
Molecular function (GO): D-glucose:sodium symporter activity
Source: RefSeq, a predicted model, not a curated record
UGACAGCUGAGUGAUCUGUGCCAACAGAAGGAGGACCUCGUGUACAGAGCAGCCCAUUAGUUUCCAUGCAUCUGGUUGUGGAGAAGGGAGACUUCAUGGACAUCCUUAGUUCUCUAAUGUGCUGUGAUGAUGAUGCUGGGUCGUAACAUGAAGACUGCCAACAUAUGGUGUCUGGGGAGACAGCGCAUGACAUCAUAUACAGAUGCUAGAAACCAACAUGGCAGCUGUGAACUGAAACCUGGCUCUGUGAGCAGUCCAGUCAGUAAGUGAAAUACUGGGUGAGUAAAAUUUCCCGGGCUGUUGUAUCUUCUUUGCUUGCAGAAAUCAACUGCCUGGUACUGGAUGUGAGUCCCACAGCGUUGGAAGUUUUACUUUCUCAGCAAAGCGGUUCCACAAAGGGUUUAUAUCUCGAUGCUUCAUGUGAGCAGUGCAACAUCUACUGGCCUGAAUGCAAAAUUGGCAAAUACAAACAUUUGUAUAUCACAAAUUGAAUAGUCAUCUACUGAAAUGAGCCAGCCCCAACCUAUCCUGUGUAGUAAUGCCACUUUGACAUUAGACGCUGUGCGAGUCAGCGGCGCGUCAAGUCUGCUCUCAGUCCCACGAAGAAGAACGACUUCCGGCAGCGCGCUUGAAGUUAGCAUCACAGGAAUGGCUGAACAUCCUAAAAGGCGAUAUUCAUCUGCAUCCUGAGGGACCGCUCCCGACAAGAAACCACGUUCAACGGCAAAGAAAAGAAGCAACACAAGUAAAUCUCGAUGUGCCUUUCCACCGCUGCAGACAGCUCCUGAGAGUGAAGAGAUGCGGUUUGAUGCCGAGCUCGCAACUUUCCUGUUUGCCCGGUGAGUAGCCUCAGUGUUAGCUCCUUAGCUAAAAGUAUAAUCAGUGCAACGACUGACAAACCCUACCGACAAACAUUUCAGGUGGUGAUAUUGACGUUGUCGACGGACGUUUUAGCGGUUAGUAGGAUUGUGUCUGUUGCUCUCGGCUGUUGUACAGCUAGUUACGUCAGUAACUUUAAGCUCAUUUUAUAACUGAUGACUGUAACUCAAGAUUGUAUGGACCCAGUAGACCAGUGAAUACAGGUCGAUCGGUUCACCAUGUUGUCACCACUUCACUGUUAGGAGAUCAGCCACGAUUGAAAGUUCACUUGGUCUUUACAUUUUUCAGGCGAUUUCAUCAUACCUGUCUUUAUCAGGACCUGAGCCAGUACAGAUGGAAUACCGCCUCCACCUGUCUCACCAACGGCAGAGUCCAGACAGUGAGGGGAGAGUCUAGGGAUGGCAGAAUCUGCCUCGGGCCAGAACCAUACCUGCAAGAAACUGUAAGUCAUGCACAUUACUCCACCGUGUGUGUGUAUAAAGUGACCUUAACAAAUAAUUCCAAUGUUUGUAGUUGUAAAUCAACAUUUGUUAACCUGUAAAAAUAAAUCUGCAUGACAAAUUCAAGUUUCUAGCAUGUGUAGAAGAGAUUUGUAUUUGUUAAAGUCCACACAGAUCAUAGUCUAAUGUUUAAGAUGAGUUAAAAUGAUAUUGUUUUUGUUACAGUUAAGUUGUCAUCAUAUCAAAUGCAUCAGAAAACAAUGUAGAUGUGAUGAUUAAUAUAUUUGGCUUGAAUAAAAUGAAAAUAUUUGUUUGGAAACUUGCUGUGUCUGGUUGAUUUAUUGUGAUGGAGUAAUGAGGAACUACUAGCAGAUGUGUUUGAAAAGAAAACUGUUGUUGACUAGCUAUAUGUACCUAGGCUCAAAUGGGGUCAAAAUGAUUUUGGGCUUGUAAAGUGAUGUUCACAAAUAAGCUGCUGUUCCUGUUAGCAUUAGCUUUUUAUUUUUAAAUCUUUAUUGGUGAAAAAGUGACAGAAUAGAGGGGGUGGGGAGCAGCUUGCUAGCAUUAGCAGUAGCAUUUAUUUUUUUUGGUUAUUGGUGAAAAAAAACAUGGACAAACAGAACAGAGGGGGUGGGGUCGCUUGCUAGCAUUAGCAGCUAGCAUUAGCAAUUUUUGUUCUACUUUAUUGGUGGAAAAAAAACAGGGACAAAUAACAGAGGGGUGGGGCAAGCUUGCUAACAUUUGCAGUAGCACUGAUCAUCAGGAUUAGCAUCUUUUCUACAAUAAUGAAUGAUUACAGUUGUAAUGCUAACAAUGACAUACAAUAAACGAUGAUAAUGGCAGCAAUGUGCGUGUACACCCCCCCUUCCACCCCCCAUUUUCAUUAGCUCUAGCAUUACCAGGUGGCUUGUUCUUGUUGGCAUUUUUCAUUGAUAAAUGAAUUUAUAAAAUAAAAAUUUCAUAAGACUGCAAAAUGAUAAGUGGGGGUGCUAGUUGCUAUCAUUAACAUUAGCUUUUUUUUUUUUUUUUUUUUUUUUUUUUUUUUUUUUUUUUAAUUGGUGAAAAAAACAGGGACAAACACAAGGUGACGCCACAUCUUUGAGGUGGAUCCCCAGAGGUGCCUGUUGUCUCAUUGAGGCAUAGCGGUCCUCGCUGGAGGGGAAGCACAGGAUGCUUGGCCUCACUGUCACAGUAUAUUGUGUAUUAUCAUUUCCUGCAAACAUAAAAUUCAUUUUUGAUCCAAAACCUUUUUCCUCAAGCCAGUGCCAAGUACUUCCAAGCUCCUGGCAACACCUGCCAGACAGAGCAGGAUGAAUAGCGAGUUGUCUUCCCUCCCAGAUACCAGGAGACAGUUCAAGGCAGCGACGGGGAACAACACCUCCUGUCCUGGGAAGGAGAGUCUCCAGAGGUGAGAUUCACUUCAGAUAUCGCUGUUUCUGCUAAUUAAUAUCAGAUCUAUAUUAACACACACUGCUCUCUGAUUAUCUUUCAGCUGUCUACUUGGACUGAAUUCGGGCCCUGCAAACUGGGCCAGUGUUAGCCGCCUGGUGGAGGCACGUGGUCCACAGCGACCGUGAGGACUUGGUGGUCGUUCAUUCUCGAGGAUUAUGUGGCCAUCAGAGAGGCGGUGCUGGCCGGCCCGAGGUUGAUGGCUCAGACCAAUGUCCAGCUCUUUGAAUUACAUUGAGGACUCAGUGGUAAGAGUUUGUCAUAAAGCUGUGUUGGUGUGUUGCAAUUUGUUCUAUGGUUUAUCUUUUAAAGAAAGCUGAAAAUCCUAAAACAGUCUGUGUGUUCCAGGUGCUGGCCAGACUCUUCCUUCAGCAAAGGGUCUAUCAUUGGUACAGGUGGGACAAGGACAGCCCUUUAACUUCAUUGUCCCAUUCCUUCAGCGUCUCUGACAUCAUUGUAAUAGCAACCUACUUUCUUCUCAACCUCGCUGUCGGCAUCUGGGUAAGAGACAGAGCUGAAUAUAUAUAUGUGUGUUUGUGUGUGUGUGUUUCUCUCUACAGUUUAUGUGGCGUGUGUGCCUUUUUUCUCUAUCAGUCAUCAUGCAGGGUGAGCAGGAAUACUCUGAGCGGAUAUUUUUUGGCUGGACGGGACAUGGCCUGGUGGCCGAUCGGAGCGUCUCUGUUUGCCAGUUCAGAGGGCUCAGGUCUGUUUAUUGGUCUGGCUGGGACUGGAGCUGCAGGAGGCAUCGCUGUCACUGGUUUUGAAUGGAACGCCACCUAUGUGUUGCUUGCUCUGGCCUGGUUAUUUGUACCUGUCUACAUCUCCUCAGGGAUUGUGACAAUGCCGGAGUAUCUGGGUCGUCGUUUCGGGGGGGAGAGGAUCAGAACCUACUUGGCUGUCCUCUCACUGCUGCUGUCCGUCUUCACAAAGAUAUCAACCGACCUGUACUCUGGAGCCUUGUUUGUUCAGGUGUGUCUGGGAUGGAACCUCUACCUGUCCACUGUCCUCAUGCUGGUGGUCACUGCACUCUACACUAUUGCAGGUGGUCUUGCUGCUGUCAUCUACACCGACACUCUUCAGACAUUUAUCAUGAUUGUAGGAGCAAUCAUCUUAACAAUUACUGCCUUUAACAAGAUUGGUGGCUAUAGUAACCUGGAGCGAGUGUACAGCAUGGCAGUGCCCAGUAAGAUCAUUCCAAACAGCACCUGCCACCUGCCACGUCAGGACGCCAUGCACCUGUUCAGAGAUGCCGUCACUGGAGACCUGCCCUGGCCUGGCAUGACACUGGGGCUCACCAUACUGGCUACCUGGUACUGGUGCACCGACCAGGUUAUUGUACAACGGUCCCUGUCUGCUAAGAACAUGAGUCAUGUGAAAGGAGCAUCGAUCCUCGCUGCCUAUCUGAAGAUUCUGCCCUUCAUCUUCAUCAUCCUCCCUGGCAUGAUCAGCCGAGCUCUCUAUCCAGACACUGUUGGAUGUGUGGACCCUGAGGAGUGUGUGCGAGUGUGUGGAGCUGAGGUAGGAUGCUCCAACAUCGCUUUUCCCAAACUGGUCAUUGAACUCAUGCCGAGCGGCUUGCGGGGGCUUAUGAUAGCAGUAAUGAUGGCAGCUCUGAUGUCGUCACUGACCUCCAUCUUCAACAGCAGCUCCACACUCUUCACCAUGGACAUCUGGAAGAAACAUCGCCCACAAGCCACGGAGAAAGAGCUGCUACUGGUCGGCAGGAUUGUGACCGUGAUCUUGGUGGUGGUGAGUGUGGUGUGGAUCCCCAUCCUACAGUCGGCCAACAGUGGCCAGCUGUAUGUUUACAUCCAGUCUGUGACGAGCUACCUUGCUCCACCGGUCACUGCUGUUUUCACUCUGGCUGUCUUCUGGAAGAGAACAAAUGAGCAGGGUGCAUUCUGGGGCCUGAUGGUUGGUUUGGUGGUGGGUGUGUGUAGGAUGGUGCUGGAGUUUGCUUUCCCUCCUCCCAGAUGUGGCAUUGUGGAUUCUGCACCUGCAGUGCUGCGCGGCGUCCACUACCUCCACUUCGCCAUACUGCUCUGUGGGCUCACUGCUAUCGUGGUUACUAUAGUAUCACUGCUUACACCCCCACCCAGCCCUGAACAGGUGUGUAACCUGACCUGGUGGACAAUAACUGAAGAGCCACAAAGAGAAAUUCCUCUACAGAAAGUGUCCUCUGUCAGCCACCGUAUCUCCCAGGGCUCUGAGCCAGCUCGACGGAUGACAUGUGGUCAGGGGGUAGGUUCCUGUAUUGCAGCAGUGCGGCGAUCAGGAGAGACUCCAGCUCCCAGAGUUCCCAGUGUGAGAGAGAGUGUGUUCUGGUCCAGGUUCUGCUGUGCUAAUGCACUCCUGCUGAUCAGCAUUAACAUUUUUCUCUAUGCAUACUUUGCCUGAGUGGAGAAUCACAUUUAACAUCCUGCCUCACAAGGCUGCACAAACCUCUAAAUUUAUUUUCUUCAACAGCAAAUGCUGAGACAUUCUUUUAUCUGCAUCUGGAUCCACAUCUGCAACAAAUUACACAUAAUGACUGACAAUAAUAGAAUACACAUGUCAUACUUUUUUAUUCAAGUAAGUCCAAAAUUUCAUGAGAAAAUGGUGAAAAUGUGCAAAAAGGCCCCUUGUCACAAUGUUUUUAAAUCAUUAGCAGCUCAGGCUGUGUUCAGUGUUGUCCUUUAGAAUCACUUCAUUAGACAUACAGUGAUUCUACUUAUGUGUUUGAUGUUAUGUUUAUUAUUUUAACACUGCCCCCACUAUAGGAUUUCAGGUUGUUCUACUUGUUGUAAUCUAAAUUUAAAGUCUCAGGAGGGUAUUGUACCAAUUACAAUGAAGCUUGUGGCUUGUAACAAGCUAACAUGAAUGUGCAGUUAGUGCUUGAUGCACAUCAUAUCUUGUACCUAAAGCUUACAAAAUAUAUAGUAAGAUAAUAUAGUACAUCUGUGUGGGUUAGGUUGUAUGUUCCAUUUCAUUUAUAAUUUAGAUGUUUAAUGGUAAUUAUAUAGUUUUGUUGAUGGCCUUAUAUCUGUCAAGUAAGGUUUUUGUGAACCUUCAGUUAUUGUUCUAGUGUUCUUUCAUGCUGUUAAGCUUAUUUUAAUUAAUAUAAAUCAGAAUUUCUCAACCUUUUCUUGUCCAUUACAAAUUCUCAUGACUCCAGCUAUUAGAGUUUUUAAGUUGUCAUCACAUUCAUAACUCAAAAUGCAUCAAAAUUAUAUUGAAAUAAUGAGAAGAUUUAUAUUUAUUUUUCUAUUACAAAUUUAUCAGUGUUGAAAAUCGCCUCCAGCUCCGGUCUACUUGACAACAAGGGGCAUCAAGGCUGAGAAACUCUAAUAAUAAUGUCUAUGUUGCUGUGCAUUCAUUUUUUUAUUGGUGAAAUUCAUUAAGAAGUAUUGAGAAGCACAAAUUGUUGGAUGUGAAGAUCCUCAUGUCAGUCAAGGGACAAAAUAUCUUGACAACUUGCCCCUCAAAGGUUUUUUUCUUGUGAUAUUGCUAAUAAAUGUAAAGAUAUAUGCAUCAAA